Messenger RNA from Spodoptera frugiperda (fall armyworm), 2570 nucleotides. RefSeq lists its product as uncharacterized. The record is from RefSeq and is a predicted model, not a curated record. The transcript is spliced from 6 exons. Lineage: Eukaryota; Metazoa; Arthropoda; Insecta; Lepidoptera; Noctuidae. Gene Ontology annotation, molecular function: zinc ion binding. Bases 197 to 2383 code for a protein of 728 amino acids.
AAAAACCCUAAUUUAUUGCAAAAAAUGCGUUUUGAAACUGACAGUUUAAAUUUUCGCGCGGAAACGGACCUAUAGUUCCGAUGACGUCAUACCUGUUUGUCAAUGUCUGUCACUGUCACUGUUCACUGUUUGUUAUCGUCGCUGGCUUUUUUCAAAAUUUCCUCUAUUUUCAAGAUACAUUUUGAUAAAACUAAUAAUGGACAUCCCAUCAACAUCUGGUGAUUACAACAACAGCACUAAAAAAAGCCGGAUUGACUCAUGUUUCGUGCCAUUGUGUCCAUCAACUUCAACCAAAUUUCCUAAUAAAUUGUUUUUAACUGGGCCUUCUGAUCCCAAACUGAGAAAAAAGUGGUUCCAAGCUGCGAGGAGAACGGAUAAGUAUUCUCCAAAGACCAUCAUUCGAUGCUGUGAAGACCACUUUGAUUUGGAGAACGAUGUCGAAAAUUGGAUGAAGUUUAAAAUGUUUGGAGGAAAACUUUUCCUGAAAAAAGACGUGGUACCACAUAUUUUUGAGUGCCAGAAUAGAAUGAUGCCACCAAAACCCAGAUCAGUAUUAAUGAAAAGGAAAAGAAGUGAAAUUCUUGAUAGCAUUGAAAAUACACCAGAUCCAUCUUCAGAGUGUUCAUUAAACACCGAAACACCUGAUUCACAGAAUAUUGAAAUAUGUCCAAUAUCCAAUGAUAAAAGUGUACAAAUGGCUAUAUAUCCCUAUAAACGAUCGAGCCGUUUGCAGGUUUGGAGUGGAAACUCAGAGAAGCCAGUGAAGAAAAGAAUUUCAGGAACAGAUAAUGAGAGUGAAGACAGUGAAUCUGAAGAAAUUGAUGAUAGUGAAAUCCCACACAUUAUCCAGAUCAGCCCAUUUGACGGCACCUGUAUACAUUGUAAGACUGAGCAGCCUUGUACCUACCGAUAUACCACCAAGGAUAAUGAAACCGCCUACUUAUGCUCUGAGGCAUGUGCCAACAACUUCCAGAGAAAAGGUCCUGGGCAAUACUUCAGAACACACAAAAAGUAUUUAAUUAAAGAAAUUGUACCAAAAGUCUUAACAUGCACAGAAUGUGAAGAAAUAAAAACUUGCUACUUUUAUUACAAUUACGACGGCGAGGACACCAACUACUGCUCCAUGGCCUGCCUCAACAGUAUGAUGGCCGAUGAAGCAGACAAAUACAUGUUCAUGAGACAAAUCAUUGUCGUAGUCAAAGAAGUCGUACCCAAAGAAGGCGAGUGCUGUGUUUGCAAUGUUCACAAAAGCUGCUCAUACUCCCUGACUAGGUAUGGGGAAGCUUUGCUAAUCUGUGAAAAAGCAUGCAUUAAAACCUUAAAUGCCAAAGAAAGUGGUAGAUAUAUGAUUAGAAGGAAUAAGAUAACGAAACACAUUGUUGAGCCAUGCAUUCUUCCUGAAGAAAAUGUUAGAUAUAUAACUAUAAGCAAAGCAACAAGGAAACAAACUAUUGUGCCACGAAUUGUUCCUGAGGAAAAUGCUAGAUAUGUGAUUAAAAAGGGCAUAACUCCACGAAAACAACCUACCAAGUCACAGAAUCCUCCUUUGCUUAAUUUAAAAGUUAUUUGUAAUGCAACAGAUAAGUAUUUAGACAAAGCGUAUAAGAUAGGACGGAUAGAUAGACGGAAGACUCCCGCAAUGGUGCAAGCCGUGAUGGAAAAGAGAGAACGGAUUUUGCAAGCCGCGAAGGAAGAGAGAGAACGUACUUUUAUUCGGACGUGUCACAAAUGCCAAAUUAUUCUUAAUCUUGGCGAAAAAUUAUUGACUUGGGAAACUAUGGACUUUUGUGGUGAAUUGUGUUUAGGACGGUAUCUGAAUAAAAUUGGAGCUCGAUGCGCGAAUUGUAAGAACAAUGUGCAACAUACUAGUUUAGGGAAAUAUUGCGUACGAUUCGGUUUCAAAAUCCGUCAGUUUUGUAACAAUGCGUGUUUGGAAGAGUUUAAGAAAGGGUUGAAAAUGUGUCAUUACUGCCAAAAAGAUAUAUCAGUGGGACAUCAAAGUUUUCUGGCUCCCGUCGGUGAUAAACGACAGCUUAAAGACUUUUGUUCACAAGCUUGUGUGGAGAAGUUUGACCUGAUGAGUAAAAACCCGAUACCUCAACCAGUGUGGGCGAAGUGUGCUGUGUGUUCCUUAGAAAAAGCAAAUUCGAUUGAAGUGGAAGUGAGUGAGGAAUUGUCACAAAGGUUGUGUUCAGAUGCCUGUUUUACAGCAUUCAAAUUCGUCAACAAUAUCGUUCCAGACCAGUGUCGUUGGUGCAAAAAAUACUUUGAACGGAAGCAGAGUAAAUGUUUUACAAUCUACGAAGGUUCAAACACCCACUGUUUCUGCUCAAAGUCAUGUAUGAAUGUAAGGUGCGUUGGGGUAAGAUCGGCGGAGGGGUAAGAACGUACAAAUCAAAUAUCUCACUUAUUUGGCUAUAUUUUUUAAUGCUGAUCACAUUGCGUGGCACGUCAUUAAGUCCCGCCCCACCCCGCGGUGACCACCACUCGCUCCGGUCAACACAGACGUGUACCCGCGCCGUUUUAGAAAAAAGGCAAAUUUUAUAAAAUAUUUGUUUAUCCGGUCUUUC